This is a messenger RNA of Microthlaspi erraticum, 4530 nucleotides long. The record is from the annotation of a GenBank genome assembly. NCBI's taxonomy places the organism in Eukaryota, Viridiplantae, Streptophyta, Magnoliopsida, Brassicales, Brassicaceae.
AUGGCCUUCUGGAGAAUGGCUCUUAUUUGCCAGCGCCAACUUCACAGACCAUUCACUACGAAGCUAGAUAACAGCAGAUUUCUUCCUCCCAGUCAAUCCAAGCUCGCCCAAAAUCUAAUUGCGAUCUUCACAAGCCAACCUUUUUCCACUGACGACCCUGAGCUUCUAAGACUCGCUCCAGAGCUCAACACCAAGGUAGUCGAAACGGUACUGAAUGGAUUCAAAAGGUGGGGAUUGGCUUAUCUGUUCUUCAAUUGGGCUUCGAAACAGGAAGGAUUUAGAAACGACAUGUAUACUUACAACGCCAUGGCUUCUAUCCUAUCACGUGCUCGACAAAAUGCCUCACUGAAAGCUUUGGCUGGAGAUGUUCUAAAUUCUCGCUGUUUAAUGUCCCCUGGAGCUUUAGGGUUCUUCAUUCGGUGCCUGGGCAAUGCUGGGCUGGUGGAAGAAGCAAGUUCUGUUUUUGAUCGGGUUAGAGAGAUGGGUCUUUGCGUUCCGAAUGCUUACACGUAUAAUUGUUUGUUAGAAGCAAUUUCGAAGUCGAAUUCAAGCUCGGUUGAUUUGGUUGAGUCGAAGUUGAAGGAGAUGAGAGAUUGUGGGUUUGAGUUCGAUAAGUAUACUCUGACGCCAGUUUUGCAGGUUUACUGCAACACUAAGAAGUCUGAUAGAGCGUUAAGCGUUUUCAACGAGAUUCGAAGUCGAGGCUGGCUUGAUGAACAUAUCUCGACGAUCUUGGUUGUAUCGUUUUGUAAGUGGGGUCAGGUGGAUAAGGCUUUUGAGUUGAUUGAGAUGCUUGAGGAUCAUCAUGUUAAGUUGAAUUAUAAGACGUAUUGUGUUUUGAUUCAUGGGUUUGUAAAGGAGUCUCGGAUUGAUAAAGCGCUUCAGUUGUUUGAGAAAAUGCGGCUGAUGGGUAUGAAUGGUGAUAUUGCUUUGUAUGAUGUGUUGAUGGGAGGGCUUUGCAAGCGUAAGGAUCUUGAGAUGGCUCUGAGUUUGUAUUUGGAGAUUAAGAAGUCGGGAAUUUCGCCUGAUAGAGGGAUACUUGGGAAGCUAAUACGUUCAUUUUCUGAAGAGAGUGAAUUAAGUCGGAUAACAGAAGUGGUUGUUGGAGACAUAGAUACAAACUCUGUGAUGCUUCUUUACAGAUCUUUGUUGGAGGGGUUUAUUAGGAAGGAUUUGGUGCAAGAUGCUUACAAUUUUAUUCAGAGUCUCAUGGGGAAUCAUCAGUCGGAUAGUGUGUCUGAGAUUAUCAAGCUUCUAAAGGAUUAUGAUAAAGCAAUUCUCCCAGAUUCCGAUUCUGUUAGCAUUGUGAUUGAUUUCUUAGUCAAAGCUAAUAAGGUUGAUAUGGCAGUGGGCUUGUUAGAUGAUAUUGUCCACAACGGUGUGACUCCAACUCUUAUGAUGUACAACAACAUAAUCGAGGGGAUGUGUAAAGAAGGAAGGUCGGAAGAAAGCUUGAUACUCUUGGGGGAGAUGAAGGAAAUGGGAGUUGAACCAAGUCAGUUCACGCUUAACUGUAUUUAUGGUUGCUUGGCUGAACAAUGCGAUGUUGCAGGAGCACUCGACGCGCUGAAAAAGAUGCGUUUUUAUGGAUUUGAGCCAUGGAUAAAGCAUUCGACCUUCCUUGUUAAAAAGCUCUGUGAGAAUGGAAGGGCCGUGGAUGCUUGCAAAUACCUUGAUGAUGUGGCUAGAGAAGGUUUCUUUGGUCACAUGGUUGCCUACACUGCUGCAAUUGAUGGUCUGAUAAAAAAUGAGGGACUAGAUAGAGGUUUGGAGUUAUUCCGAGAUAUAUGUGCCAAUGGUCAUUCCCCUGACGUGAUUGCAUAUAAUGUAUUGAUAAAAGCUCUGUGCAAAGCAUCUCGAACUACUGAAGCUGAUAGCCUGUUUAACGAAAUGGUAGCGAAAGGACUAAAACCUUCUGUUGCUACUUACAACAGUAUGAUAGAUGGAUGGUGCAAGGAGGGUGAGAUUGAUCGAGCCAUGUCUUGUAUUGUGAGGAUGUAUGAGGAUGAGAGAGACCCUGAUGUUAUUACGUACACUAGCUUAAUCCAUGGGCUAUGCGCUAGUGGAAGGCCUAGUGAAGCAGUCUCUCGUUGGAAUGAAAUGAAGGGCAAAGAUUGCUGUCCAAAUAGAAUUACUUUCAUGGCACUUAUACAGGGUCUUUGCAAGUGUGGCUGGUCUAGUGAAGCCUUGGCUUAUUUUCGUGAGAUGGAAAAGAAGGAAAUGGAGCCUGAUUCAGCUGUUUACUUGUCGCUUGUUAGCUCUUUUCUGUCAAGUGAAAACAUCAGUGAAGGAUUUGGGGUUUACAGAGAGAUGAUUCAUACAGGAAGAUUUCCUGUGUCAGUAGACAAGAACUAUCUCCUUGCUGUUGAUGCUGCAAAUAAGUUUGUGGAAGACUCGAGGACAUCAUGUUAUCUUACAGGACUAAUAAAAGACGGAAGGCUUCCUAUUGUAGCUGCUCAACCUGAAGGAUUCGUCAAAGAAGGGGAAGAAGACAAAGUUUACAAGUUGAAAAAGGCUUUGUAUGGGCUCAAGCAGGCGCCAAGAGCUUGGUACAGCAGAAUUGAGGCCUACUUCAUGCGAGAAAGGUUUGAAAGAUGUCCCAGCGAGCACACAUUGUUCACAAAGGCAAAAGGAGGUAAAUUCAUAGUUGUCAGUCUUUAUGUUGACGACUUGAUAUUUACUGGAAAUGAUAGAGGCAUGUGUGAUGAGUUUAAGAGCUCAAUGAUGCGGGAGUUUGAGAUGUCUGAUUUAGGAAAGAUGAAACAUUUCCUUGGCGAGAGUGGGAUAUUUAUCUGUCAAAGGAGGUACGCAAAUGAAGUGUUAGCAAGAUUUGGGAUGGAAGAGAGUAACUCCGUGAAGAGUCCAAUUGUGCCGGGAACAAAGCUGCACAAAGACGAGGGUGUGUACAGAGGGCGAAUGAAUUUCAAAUCAUCAUCUCUCUUCGCAAACUCGAUUCUGCUUCACCGAUGCAAAUCAAUGUCGGAGCUGAACAAAAUGCACGCCCUCCUGAUCACACUUGGCCUCUCCGAAGAAGAACCUUUCGCUUCUCGAACUCUUUCCUUCUCUGCUCUGUCUUCCUCCGGCGACGUCGAUUACGCUCACAGAUACCUAUCGAAACUAUCCAAUCCUCCGGCUUUCGGCUGGAAUUAUGUAAUACGAGGUUUCUCCAAUACCAGAAACCCCGAGAAAACGAUCCGCGCGUAUACCCAGAUGCUGAGGACCGGGUUUUCACCAGAUCACAUGACGUAUCCGUUUCUAUUGAAGUCGAUUUCUCGUCUCUUGAACAGGAAACUCGGUGGGUGUCUGCAUUCCUCCGUCGUGAAAACUGGGUUCGUUUGGGAUUUGUUCAUAUGCAAUUCUCUUCUUCACAUGUACGGCACGUUCCGAGACAGAGCUUCCGCGCGCAAACUGUUCGAUGAAAUGCCGGUUAAGAACUUGGUCACUUGGAACUCGAUUUUGGACGGGUACGCCAAAUGCGGAGAUGUAGUUUCGGCAAGACAAGUGUUUGACGAUAUGACUGAGAGAGAUGUCGUGUCUUGGAGUUCUAUGGUCGAUGGGUAUGUAAAAAGCGGUGAUUAUAACGAAGCUCUUGAGAUUUUCGAUCAGAUGAUGAGUGUAAGCUCAUCAAAGGCAAACGAAGUCACUAUGGUUAGUGUUUUGUGCGCUUGUGCUCAUUUGGGUGCGCUAAACCGAGGGAAGAUUGUACAUCGCUAUAUACUCGAUGAGCGUUUGCCGUUAACAGUUAUAUUGCGGACAUCUCUUAUUGAUAUGUAUGCUAAAUGCGGGUCGAUAGGAGACGCUUGGGGCGUGUUUCGCGGAGUAUCUGUUAAGGAAACGGAUGUGCUUAUGUGGAAUGCUAUGAUUGGAGGGCUUGCGAGUCACGGUUUCAUAAGAGAGUCGCUUCAGUUGUUUCACAAGAUGCAAGAAUCCGAGAUUGAUCCGGACGAGAUAACGUUCUUGUGCUUGCUUGCUGCUUGUUCUCAUGGCGGAUUAGUGAGAGGAGCAUGGCAUUUGUUCGCGAGUUUCAAGGAAAGCAGAGCGGAGCCGACGACCGAGCAUUAUGCUUGUAUGGUCGAUGUGCUUUCCCGAGCUGGUUUGGUUAGAGACGCAUAUGGUUUUAUAUCCGAAAUGCCGAUAAAACCGACGGGUUCGAUGUUGGGUGCUUUGCUUAACGGUUGUAUAAACCAUGGGGACUUGGAGCUUGCUGAGACAGUUGGGAAGAAGCUUAUAGAGCUGCAACCGGAUAAUGAUGGACGGUAUGUCGGGCUAGCAAACGUUUAUGCGAUCAACAAGCGGUUUGGUGCGGCGAAGUCUAUGAGAGAAGCAAUGGAGAAGAAUGGAGUGAAGAAAGUUGCAGGACAUAGUAUUAUUGAGUUGAAUGGAAGGCCACAUAGAUUCAUAGCUCAUGACAAAACACACUUUGAUUCCGAAAAGAUUUAUACAUUAUUACAUCUGCUUGGAACUGGGAUGGAUUGUAGUGAUGAUAGUGAAGAUUAUGAUUGUGUUUGUUUUGAUCAUAUCUUACUGUAA